CGGGCCCUGGGGCGCUGCGGGGCGCUGUGCUGAGCUGCAGGGCCCGAGCCCCAGGCGGUCCCCGAAGAGCCGCGGGGCGGGGGCGAGGAGGAGGGGACCCGCGGCCAGUGGCUGGCCGCUCGCUUCCUUCCAGCGGACUUUUUGCCAAUGGUCCAAAGCGACAUGUCCAAGUCGCCUCCCACAGCGGCGGCGGCGGUGGCGCAGGAGAUCCAGAUGGAACUGCUGGACAACGCGGCUCCCGCGGGGGCGCUUGGAGCACAGUCAUAUGGAAAAGGAGCCAGAAAGAAAAACAGAUUUAAAGGAUCCGAUGGGAGCACAUCAUCUGACACUACCUCAAACAGUUUUGUUCGGCAGGGUUCGGCAGACUCCUACACCAGCCGUCCAUCCGAUUCAGAUGUGUCUCUGGAGGAGGACCGGGAGGCAGUGCGUAGAGAAGCUGAGCGACAGGCCCAGGCACAGUUGGAAAAAGCAAAGACAAAACCAGUUGCAUUUGCAGUUCGGACAAACGUCAGCUACAGUGCAGCCCAUGAAGAUGAUGUUCCAGUGCCAGGCAUGGCCAUUUCGUUUGAAGCAAAAGAUUUUCUGCAUGUUAAGGAAAAAUUUAAUAAUGACUGGUGGAUAGGGCGACUAGUUAAAGAAGGCUGUGAAAUCGGAUUCAUUCCAAGCCCAGUUAAACUAGAAAACAUGAGGCUACAGCAUGAACAGAGAGCCAAGCAAGGGAAAUUCUACUCCAGUAAAUCAGGAGGAAAUUCUUCAUCCAGUUUGGGUGACAUAGUACCUAGUUCCAGAAAAUCUACACCUCCAUCAUCUGCUAUAGACAUAGAUGCUACUGGCUUAGAUGCAGAAGAAAAUGAUAUUCCAGCAAACCACCGCUCCCCUAAGCCCAGUGCAAACAGUGUAACGUCACCCCACUCCAAAGAGAAAAGAAUGCCCUUCUUUAAGAAGACAGAGCACACCCCUCCUUAUGAUGUUGUACCUUCCAUGAGGCCAGUGGUCCUAGUAGGCCCCUCUCUGAAGGGGUACGAGGUCACAGAUAUGAUGCAAAAAGCAUUGUUUGAUUUAAAACACAGAUUUGAAGGGCGGAUAUCUAUCACAAGGGUCACUGCUGACAUCUCCCUUGCCAAACGCUCAGUAUUAAACAAUCCCAGUAAGCAUGCAAUAAUAGAAAGAUCCAACACAAGGUCAAGCUUAGCGGAAGUUCAGAGUGAAAUUGAAAGGAUUUUUGAACUCGCAAGAACAUUACAGCUGGUAGUUCUUGAUGCGGAUACUAUUAAUCAUCCAGCUCAACUCAGUAAAACCUCUUUGGCCCCUAUUAUAGUGUAUGUAAAGAUUUCGUCUCCUAAGGUUUUACAAAGGUUAAUAAAAUCUCGAGGGAAAUCCCAAGCUAAACACCUCAAUGUCCAGAUGGUAGCAGCAGAUAAACUGGCUCAGUGUCCUCCAGAGUUGUUUGAUGUGAUCUUGGAUGAGAACCAACUUGAAGAUGCUUGUGAGCACCUUGCUGACUAUCUGGAGGCCUACUGGAAGGCCACUCAUCCUCCCAGCAGCAACCUCCCCAACCCUCUACUUAGCCGUACCUUAGCCACUUCAACUCUGCCUAUGAGCCCCACCCUAGCCUCUAACUCACAGGGUUCUCAAGGUGAUCAGAGGAUUGAUCGCUCAGCUCCUGCCCGUUCUGCUUCCCAAGCUGAAGAAGAACCUUGUCUGGAACCAGUGAAGAAAUCCCAGCAUCGUUCUUCCUCCUCAGCCACACACCACAACCAUCGCAGUGGUACGAGUCGAGGCCUCUCCAGGCAAGAGACAUUUGACUCUGAAACCCAGGAGAGUCGAGACUCUGCCUAUGUGGAGCCAAAGGAAGAUUAUUCCCAUGAACAUGUGGACCACUAUGCCCCACAUCGUGACCAUAACCACAGAGAGGAGACCCAUGGGAGCAGUGACCACAGACACAGGGAGUCUCGGCACCGUUCGAGGGACACAGACCGAGAGCAGGACCACAACGAGUGCAAUAAACAACGAAGCCGUCAUAAAUCCAAGGAUCGCUACUGUGACAAGGAUGGAGAAGUAAUAUCCAAAAAACGGAAUGAGGCUGGAGAGUGGAAUAGGGAUGUUUACAUCCGCCAAUGACUUUUGCCCUUUGUCUCCCCCUCCCCCAACUCCCCUCAAACAAAAUCUUUGGGGUCUACAUUGCAAUCAUAUGUGAUCUGUCUUGUAUAUUUUAUAUUGCUGUUGCUUAAAUAGCAAUAGCAUGAAAUAGAGUAUUAAUAUACUUUUUUUUUUUUUUUUUGGGGAAGUGCUAUAUAAACUGGCCUGGUACAGCUGCAGUCCUCCGGUUGUAUACUAGACUCUUCAAAACCUGUUUGGGGUAGCUGCCACUUGAACAAAAUCUUUUGCCGUCCAGAAGACAUUAGUGUUUUAAGAAAUGUAAUGAUGUAUAUCCAGCAAGCCAGAUGCAGCACAGAUUAAAAAGUGGAAUUUCUUGGUUCUCCAGAUUUUUAAUACCCAGAUACCUGAUGGGCAUAUUCAUUCAUUCAUGGACCACUGUUUCUUGCUUGUACCUCUGGCUGACUAAAUUUGGGGACAGAUUCAGUCUUGCCUUAUACAAAGGGGAUCAUAAAGUUAGAUUCUAUUUUCUAUGUACUAGUACUGUGUACUGUAUAGACAGUUUGUAAAUGUUAUUUCUGCAAACACCUUAUUAUAUAUAAUAUAUAUAUCAGUUUGAUCACACUAUUUUAGAGUCUUAAUGCCAAGUCAGCAGAUUUGCUUUAUGAAUUACAGGGAUUAGAAACGCCCACAUUCAGGAAAUUUGUAAUAACAUUGUCUAGACACCUCUCCCCAUUCUAGAAGAAAGUCUGUAUAUAAUGUAAAUAUGUGUGAUUGCUUGACUUGAAAAAGUUUGAUUUCUGAAUGUUCUAUCAUCCUUGUAAGUUUAUAAUUUUAAUCAUAAAUUAUGGUAAAUAUAACCAAACUCCAGAGAUUGUUCUACUCCAUACAGUUCACACAGAUUGUGACAAACACAUACUUAGUAGCUAGUGUCUGUUAGUCACUGCACUGGAGUAUAUGAGCCGGAACCCGCUGUGUGCGUGUCUGUCCGUAAGAAUGUGCACGAGUGACUGAGAUGAAUUAAAAUGCUGAAGAUUAAUGAAGAAACUAAAGACUGCUAUCUAGAAUUCUCACCUGGCUUUGUACUUAAUUGUGCUCUAUGUUGCUUUAAUAAUCCAUUGAGAAGUCAGGGAAGGUGAGGAAGCUUGCUGCCAAAGGUAACUAGGAAAGCAUUCAUCUGCUGGCUCCUUAUUUUUGCUCCUAGAGAGGAAAAAUACAGGCAACUUUUACUGUGAGUGUUUCACUGGAAAUAUACAAUCUUUGUGUUAGAGUAUUUGUUUUAGUAAGAAACGUUUACACAGCUUGUGGAAGUAUUUCAUAGGAAAAUAAAUUUUUAUAACUUCUCCCACUUCAUUUUCUAACCUUGCCUAUUAAUCCUAUUGUUUAUCUCCUAGUUACCCAUCGUUCCUCCCACCACCAACUUGAACAGUUUCACUGUCUGUCAGAACCCAGAAGUGCUUCUUAUAACCAAAGUUUCUGCUCUUCAGAAGUUAUCAGGGCAAAAUGGGGUGACUUGAAGUGAAUGAAAUGUUAAUAUUUUCUUACAUCUACUCUGAAGGGGAAUCUAGAAGACAUUAUCUCCAUGCCUCAAUUAUUACUGUUGUAGGAGCUUCCAAUGCUAUUAUGCUAAUGCUAAAACCUUUUCUGUCUCUCAAGUUUUAAGAGAGUAUUAGGUGUGCAAAUACCUAGCACUUGAAGCUUGUCCCAGGAAAAUGCCUAUCUAUAAUUGCCUAACUUCAGAUCUGUACAUUUAUUUAACAAAAUAGAGUAUUUUUUGUUUUGUUUAAUCAUUCCAGGUUCUUGCCAAAUAUUCUUGGGUUUUUAUAAGUAAAAACUUACAUUUAAUUAUUUCCCCAAUACCACCUGAGUUUUAAAAUAAGUUAAUGUUUUAUCAGCUAAUAAGUGAAAAAUUUCCUUCAUAAUCCAUCUUCUGUACUAAUAAAAAUUCACAGAAAAACAGUAGUCAUUAAUUUUGAUGUAAGUUUACAUCAUUAAGAAGCCCUUUUCCAAUUUAAAUUGCUUUUCAAAAUAUAUUAAGAUGUUAAUCACCAAUCUAUUCCUUUCUUACAUGUUACUUCAUCCCAAUUAAUGACUUUGGAAUUCUUAAAUUCUUGAAGUAUAACUGGUAUUUAACUUACCUGCUGCUAUCAAUAGUGCUAAUAGAUUCCAUCUAUUUAAUUUUUGUCCCUGAGUCUUAGUUUCUCACUUUACUGUGGAACAUACUAGUGCAAAUCAGAAUAUUCCUCAAAUAAAUAUAUUGAAGGAUCUGACCUAAGAGCAUUUAUAUGUGAAAACUGUACAGUGGGCAUAUGCAUAAGUGUGUGUAGUACAUCUAUAAAUGAAGAAAAAUAAUCACAAGGACAAUGGGAUAUUUACUGACUUGUGGAAUGUAAAAUUAUAGUCUUUUCACAUAGCAGAGGCUUAAUCUUAACCUAUACAUUUAUACAACCAUGAUUUUUGUAGUCAACCUAGAAAAUGCUGGAAAUGUUCUUUACUGGUCUUUGUCAUACCCAUUUCAAUUUUUUCCUAUGCUCUUUCUCUACUGCUUAUUUAAGUUACUGUUACAAAAAGGUGCUGCUAAAUGUAGGAUGUCUUAGUCAUACUGUACUUUGGGACAAUGCCACAUUUUAACAUGGUCUGCUAUGCAUUCCUGUUAAACAAACAUGCACUGUCAGCUACACUGAACUGUUCAACAAACCUGGUUUAAAGUCGUUCAUAUAAAACAAAUAAAGAGCUGGCUUCUGCACUGUUUAUUAGUAGUAGUAUUACUUGCCAAUUUUAGGAAUGAUUUUUGUAGUUAAGAACUUGUUACAUAAUCACUACUUCUCAUUGUGAAGUAUCUUCCAUAGAAGCACUGCUAACUACUUGAUGUUCCUUUAUCCACUAUGCUGGAUUUAAAAAAAAAAAAAAAAAAAAAAAAUUCAAGGUAGGUAAAGGAUUUGUUAAGAUAUGAGCUACAGCACAGUAAUCUUCCUCCUGCCUUAAUAUGUGCAAGGAUUUGGGGAUUACAUUUUAAGAAGAAGAUUCAUCUUCUUGAUGUAUUUCACUUCUCAUCCUUUUUCUUUUGCUUAGUGAUGUAUUGCUACUAGUCCUAGAUGCUCUGCUUUUAUUAAAAUAGGAGUCACAUUGCUAGAGAAAACAGUUUAAUUUCUGCCAAAGUUUGCUUUUAACUAUUUGUACUUUGUUAUUUAAACUAAAAUAUGACAGGAUUUAAGUAAAAUAUACUCACUGUUGAAUUCAAGUAUUUUUAAAAGUUCAUUAAAAGAUACAUUUUA
Sciurus carolinensis (gray squirrel) is the source of this 5372-nucleotide messenger RNA. RefSeq names its product calcium voltage-gated channel auxiliary subunit beta 2 (gene Cacnb2). NCBI's taxonomy places the organism in Eukaryota, Metazoa, Chordata, Mammalia, Rodentia, Sciuridae. The record is from RefSeq and is a predicted model, not a curated record. Gene Ontology annotation, molecular function: protein binding; high voltage-gated calcium channel activity. Gene Ontology annotation, cellular component: voltage-gated calcium channel complex. Gene Ontology annotation, biological process: neuromuscular junction development; regulation of voltage-gated calcium channel activity; calcium ion transmembrane transport.